This is a messenger RNA of Temnothorax curvispinosus, 462 nucleotides long. RefSeq names its product bile salt-activated lipase-like. The record is from RefSeq and is a predicted model, not a curated record. The coding region runs from base 37 to 447 and encodes 136 amino acids. Lineage: Eukaryota; Metazoa; Arthropoda; Insecta; Hymenoptera; Formicidae. The transcript has 2 exons.
UUUCAGAUCAACACCGAUGCAAUAAUUACAUAUCCAAUGCAUAGUUCUGUAAAAUUAAUCGCCGAAAACACCGACCAACCCAUCUACUUUUAUGUGUCUUCUUAUCAAGGACGAUACAGUUUUGUCAUGUGGAACGAAACCACACCAUACGGCGUGGUGCAUCAUGACGAUUUGCAAUAUUUGUUCUUCAUGAAAUUCAAAUUUCCAUUCUUCGAAAACGAUGACCCGGAAAUUCCUACAGUAGAACUUAUGACAAGCAUGUGGUCGAAUUUCGUUCAAACUGGACAGCCAGUAUCUCCAGCUUUGGCUAAGAAUGUUACAUGGGAACCUUACUUACCAGAGAAAGACAACUAUCUAGAAAUCUCUGAGGAACCAAGAAUGAAGACAGGACUUUAUCCCGAUAGAAUGCAAAAAUGGGACAGUUUGUUUCCUUUGAAUUCGAAAUAGAAAUCGAUAUCUACA